AUGCCAGUUCACCGUGGGGGGCAUCGAGGUGUUGUUCCCCUUUGCAUCCCCAUUGGAGCCACAGAAGGCAGUGAUGAAGAGCGUGUUGGAGGCCUUGACUCUUUGCAAGCAUUCCGUCUUGGAGAGUCCCACAGGCACCGGCAAAACGGCCGCUGUGCUUUGCGCUGCCAUUGCUUGGCAGAGGCACCGCAUGGCCAAGGCUGGCGCGGCGCCGCAGAUCAUGUACGCCACCCGGACGCAUGCCCAAGUUCGUCAAGCCAUGCAGGAGCUCAGGUCCUGCAAGCGGAUGAUGACGGGCAAAUUCGGCAAGCUUGCCGACAAGCGCGCAGCCAGAAGACCUGCCAAUUUCAUGUUGGCUUGGAGUCACGUGAGCUUCCUUUGCUGGCCACUGAGAUGCUGAGGGGCCCAGAGCCGUGGGACAUAGAGGAUGCUGCCCGGUUUGCCACGUCCACAAACUCUUGCCCCUACUACUUGGCACAUUCCUUGGCCCGCCAUGCAGAGAUCGUCUUCUGUCCAUACAGCUAUGUGCUGGACCCGUCAGUGCGCCAGGCCUCAGGGCUGAGUUGUGCAGAUCUGACAGGCCGCAUUGUGAUUUUGGAUGAGGCCCACAACGUGGAAAAUGUGUGUCGCGAUGCUGGUUCUGCUGAGCUAAGCUUGGAUCAAUUGCAGAGUGCACUCUCUGCAGUAAAGCGUGUCAUAGGAGAGGAGCAGCCUCGGCACUCUGUGCCGCACCCGACCGUACAGGUUGCUUCGAAGACGAAGGCUUCGGUCGAAGAGCUCGGAGGCUUUUUCCUGCCAGCCACUGUUUGUGAGGCGUCAGAGGCACCCUCACACAGUGCGCGGGUGCCUGCAAAGCGGCCUCAGUUUGUGCUGGCCGUGCGGCCUUUGGCUGCUCUGCUUCAGCGCCUCUGCCAUUAUUUGUCCGACAUCCAGGAGGCCACGACUUUUGCGCCCCACCUGGCGGAGCACCGCCGGGUGCCCGCGCUGCUGCGCAUCCUGCGCCUGGAUUCGGAGCCUCUGCUGCGCCUGGACGGCGCCGUGCCGCGCGCCGAGGCGCUGCUGCGGGAAGUGGUCGGCCGAGGCCUCGGCGGCUUCUGCUCGGCGCAGCUGGAGAUGGCCGCCGGGCUGGUGGGGCACUUGGCGGCGGCCGCCCGGCAGCCGGAGUUGUAUGUGGCCCAGGCCCAGCCAGGAGGACAAGGAAAGAGACCUGUGCUGCACCUUUGGCUGAUGAGUGCGGAGGGAACCCUGGCAAGACUGGCCAAUGAGCUGCACGCCUUUCUGUUGAUGUCUGGCACGCUGUCCCCACUCACGGCAACCGUGGCGGAGCUGGGUCCUACCUUCCUGUCAAGAGCGCUUGCACCCGUCGCAGCCAACCAUGUUGUUGAACAAGAGGCGCUCAGAGUGGUCACUGUGUCGCAGUUGUCUGCUUCGACCACCACAAAGCUUGAAUGCACCUUCCACGCAUGGAAGCGAUUGCCGUUCUUGAUGUCUAUUGGGUCUGCUUUGCUGCGAGUCGUGAAGUCCAUACCAGCAGGGGUCCUAGUCUUCCUGCCAUCAUAUGACUUGUUGGAGAGAUGCCUCGAAGCCUGGCAGAGAAAGGGCGAUGACAACACUCUUGGUGCUGCGUCUGGCCGGCGAGGUCAGGGGAAGGCGAGGCAAUCAACGAAGAAGCGCUACCGCGGAGCUGUCGAACGGGUUCCCGAAGAAGCCCAAGAGCCUUCGUCAGGACAAAGCAUUCUGGAUGAGCUCCGGGAGGCCAAAGGAAUGAUUGUGGUGGAGCCUGCUCCGAUGUGUCAGAGCUCUUCAGCUUAUGCGGCGCGAGUCUAUGAAGGUGCGAGAAACCGCUACGAGCAAGCCGUGCUGCAGAACGGGCAAGCUGUUUUGCUGGCAGUGUACCGUGGCAGGAUGAGUGAGGGAGUGUCCUUCGAUGAUGACUUUGCACGCGGGGUGGUUUGUAUCGGCAUCCCCUUCCCCAACCUCACGGAGGAGCGCAUUGCGCAGAAGCGUGCUUGCAACGACUUCUGGCAGUCGAGGGGGCUGAGCAGUGUGUCAGGGAAUGCCUGGUAUGAAUCCAAGGCACUGCAUGCUGUUGCACAGGCGCUGGGCCGUUGUAUCCGACAUCCUCGGGAUUUCGGUGCCUUGGUGCUGCUGGACAGUCGAUGGUCCGAGCUGGGGAAAGCAGCCCAACUGCCGCAGUGGCUGCAGCCCUUCAUGGUGGAUCGAGGGGAUGCAGACAGCGCGGCCCUUUUGGUGCAGGAGCAUUUCAGAGCCUUGGCGCACCGGCGGCCCACGCAGCCGGGAGUUGGUGGCCAAAUCAAGCGCGAGCCUGAGCUCAAGGAUGAGAAAGAGGAGCUUAAGGACGAAAUCAAGGAAGAGGUCAAGGACGAAAUCAAGGAAGAGGUCAAGCAGGAAAUCAAGGAAGAGGUUAAGCAGGAAAUCAAGGAAGAGGUCACGGAGGAUGAUGCGGCUGCGGAUGUUGCACAACCAGUCUACGGGUUACAGCCUGACUUGAGGGACGCAGGUCCCUUGGCCGUGUCGCAUUCCAUACCUCGGUCACAACUGGCAGCGUUGGAUGGCAAGAAGAGUGCUAGACCAGACGCUCAGCUUUUUCAAGUACCGCUGGUGAGUGCCACACGUGGGGCCUGUUUGGAUCUUGAUAGCGAUUGA
Effrenium voratum is the source of this 2667-nucleotide messenger RNA. NCBI's taxonomy places the organism in Eukaryota, Dinophyceae, Suessiales, Symbiodiniaceae. The record is from the annotation of a GenBank genome assembly.